Acaulospora morrowiae is the source of this 978-nucleotide messenger RNA. The record is from the annotation of a GenBank genome assembly. Lineage: Eukaryota; Fungi; Glomeromycota; Glomeromycetes; Diversisporales; Acaulosporaceae.
AAAAUGUCGAGUUCUAAAGCUUCAGGAUUUCUUUUAAGCCUCCCUAUUGAGAUUAUUGUAGAAAUUCUUGGGCAUACUAAUCUGGAGGAUAUUUGUUCUAUCUCUUUGGAGGACUAUGUCUGGCAACAAAUGUGUAAAAUUCAAUAUCCCGAAAGUAGGAUUACAGAAGCACAACAGGAUCUGGAUGAAAAUGGAACUUUGAAGCAAGUAUUUACCUCUAUUCCGGAAUCUAAAACAGCUGCAUCUUUAAGAUCGUUACACCCGCACAACGAACAGGACGCAGAGUCAAGUACAGACGUUUCUCCGCCAACAGAAAAUAAUGAAAUGGAAUGGAUGGUUUUGUAUAAAUAUCUAUCAAAUCCAAUCAGUUAUAUUGCAAAAGAGAAAGGUGUUACUUGGUUGGAUUGUCGUGAUGGACCAUUUUUUGAUCGAUGUCAUUGGGAAACAGAAAUUGGAGAAAGUGCAUAUGGAAAAAUAGUUCACCUCAAUCAUGUGUGGUGGUUUGAUGUAAUAGCGACGCUGAAAUGCGUUCAGCCUGGAACGUUUGAUGUUGUCUGGAAAUUCAAGGUUGAUGGAUUAAACUUUGGCUUAGAUGAUUUAAAUUUUAAGACACAAGUUCUAGCCAAUAGCUACGAGAAAUCAGAUACUCCUGAAACGGUUAUUCAAGAAAUAAACCACGUAGCAGGUUCUAAUGUAUUUGAAAAAAUCAAAUCAAAACGAACCUGGGCCGAGUAUUGCUUACCAUAUCAAAUUGAUGUACCUAAAGAAAGGGUUGUUGAUGGAGAAUACGUUUGGUAUGACGUUAGAUGUAAAAUAUACAAUCAUGAUGGGUUUCCGAAAAGCGGUUUGCAUAUCGAUUAUGUCAAAUUAUUGCACCAUAAAGAUGGGAGGGAAUACGAAAUCGUAGUUGAUAAUCAUGGUGAGGAGAACGAGGAACAUGAAGAUUCUGAUUCUUAUUUGGAAAUAUGUGAAUUUUAA